Molecule: messenger RNA, 1511 nt
Organism: Sipha flava (yellow sugarcane aphid)
Lineage: Eukaryota; Metazoa; Arthropoda; Insecta; Hemiptera; Aphididae
Gene: Dera
Product: deoxyribose-phosphate aldolase
Exons: 6
Coding region: 608-1426 (272 amino acids)
Biological process (GO): deoxyribonucleotide catabolic process; carbohydrate catabolic process
Cellular component (GO): cytoplasm
Molecular function (GO): deoxyribose-phosphate aldolase activity
Source: RefSeq, a predicted model, not a curated record
UGUUCAAUUAUUGAAGCCGGUUCGGUAACUGGAGUGGAACACUGAUGUCUUUAAUAAAAAUCAUUUACGAAAAAAGAAAUGCCAUCUCGUUUUGGUUAUACCAUUACACUUAGAACAUAUGUUCAGAAGCGUAAUAUUGCUGCAGUGUAAUCUCCAACCAUGGCUGUUUAUUUUAUAAUUAUGUUUCAAAAUAACUGCAAGAAGUAUAUCAUAAUAAGAAUAAAGCUUAUAACCAUUUAGUUGAAUUCAUUUUAAUAUUUUUCUAACUCAUUUCAUAGCAUUAUUUUUCCAAUUUUUACUGAGUGAGUAUACACAUUGAUUAUAAGACAUUUUUACCUUGACUCGCUAUAAACUCUGAAAACAUGUUUGUUCUUGACAAAAUAUAAUUUGGUAAUGAUUGAAAAAUUGUGUUUUGAUUGAUAAUUUAUGUGUAUCUAAAUACAUUAUAUGAAGAAUUAAACGUUAUACAAAAUAUGAUUCACUGUUGACGGGUCUAGAUGUAGAAAAAUCUGACAUUGAAUCAGUUGUUGAUGACUGUGAUAGAUGCACCAAAGUUGGAUUUUUACCAGAAAUCGAAGCUUCUUAUUUGGGACUUAUAUUGCAUGUUAUGGAUCUUACUUCACUCAAUUCUACAGAUAAUAAACAAACCAUUGAAGCUCUUGUAGACAAAGCUUUUCUAUAUGCCAAAGAACUGUUAAAAUCUGAUAUUGAAAAAAUGGCGAACACUCAUUCUUGUGAACUUCGUAAUUACUUCACAACUAGUACAUUAACUCCACAAACAGUUUGUGUAUCUUCUGUGCGUAUUUAUGAUGUUGUACAGAGAUUAAGAUUUUUAAAACAACACAUAGACAUUGCUUCUGUUGCUGGAGGUUUUCCUAUGGGCCAAGUUCCAUUGAGUUGUCGAAUAACUGAAGUGGAGUAUGCUAUUUCACAUGGAGCUGCAGAAAUCGACAUUGUCAUUGAUCGUGGACUAGCCAUUAGUGGCAAUUUUGAAGAAUUAUAUUAUGAUUUGCGUGCAAUAAAAAGUCUAUGCAUUAAAGGAAAUAUUACGCUUAAAACAAUUUUGUCAGUUUCUGAAUUAGACUCUAAUCAGACUGUGUAUAAAGCAGCCAUGACAGCUAUGAUGGCUGGAUCAGAUUUUAUUAAAACAUCUACUGGAAAAGAAGCUAAGAAUGCUACUUUAUUUCAUGGUAUGGUAAUGUGUCAAGCUAUCAAACAUUAUCAUGAAAAAACAAGUUACAAGGUGGGCAUAAAAGCAGCUGGAGGAAUUAAAUUCAAUGAACAAGCACUUAGUUGGCUAGUGUUAGUAAAAAACAUUUUGGGAAAUGAUUGGUUACAGGCAAGUCUUUUCCGCAUUGGUGCUUCCAGUCUACUAGAAGAUGUAGUUAAAAGAUUAAGUAUAGUUUUGAAGAAAUUUCAUCAAUAAUCAGUUGAAACUAUUAAUUGUAAUUUAAUUUGAAACCAUGUAAUGAAUAUUUUAUAUGUUCAAUAAAUCGAUAAUAUAAUUGUGA